Molecule: messenger RNA, 324 nt
Organism: Cooperia oncophora
Lineage: Eukaryota; Metazoa; Nematoda; Chromadorea; Rhabditida; Trichostrongylidae
Source: the annotation of a GenBank genome assembly
AUGGAACUUUUAAUUUUCGUUCUCGUUGUCAUUGGUGUUAGCCAGGCAUGCGCACCAGCACCACACCCUAUAUAUGUUGGAAGAGGGACCCGAUACGGCGGAAUGUCAGUUUUAGUCACCGAUGCUGUAUUUGAUCCAGCUAAAAUCAACGAGUACAUGGGCUAUUGGCCAAAAACACUGAUUCCAGAGUACGCCAACCUGCUCGGUGAUCUCACAAAGCACUCCUGGACAAAUCACAACGGCAAAUUUGCCUAUACGUUCACCAUUGAGAAUUCUGAUUGUUACAAGGUAUUGCGCGCACGGUGCCAGCAACAGCUUUCCUAG